This is a messenger RNA of Labrus bergylta (ballan wrasse), 3894 nucleotides long. RefSeq names its product target of myb1 like 2 membrane trafficking protein (gene tom1l2b). Gene Ontology annotation, cellular component: endosome; membrane. NCBI's taxonomy places the organism in Eukaryota, Metazoa, Chordata, Actinopteri, Labriformes, Labridae. Gene Ontology annotation, biological process: signal transduction. The record is from RefSeq and is a predicted model, not a curated record. Gene Ontology annotation, molecular function: ubiquitin binding; phosphatidylinositol binding; clathrin binding.
UUUCCUCAUGUAUCAUCAUCGUCCCAUGGACUGACUUGUUUGUUGUCGAGCAAGAUGGAGUUCCUUUUGGGAAACCCUUUCAGUACCCCAGUGGGGCAUUGCAUUGAGAGAGCGACGGAUGGCUCCCUGCAAAGUGAAGACUGGACCCUGAACAUGGAAAUAUGUGACAUCAUCAAUGAAACAGAGGAUGGGCCAAAGGAUGCCAUUAGAGCAGUGAAGAAGAGGCUGAAUGGAAACAGGAACUAUAAAGAAGUGAUGUUGGCUUUAACGGUUCUGGAGACGUGUGUGAAGAACUGCGGCCAUCGUUUUCAUGCUUUGGUCACUAGCAGGGAUUUUGUGGAUGGCGUACUUGUAAAAAUCAUCUCACCUAAAAACAACCCGCCUACAAUCGUUCAAGAUAAAGUCCUCGCCCUGAUACAGGCAUGGGCUGAUGCAUUCAGGAGCAGUCCGGACCUCACAGGCGUUGUCCAAAUCUAUGAAGAGCUGAAGAGGAAAGGCAUCGAGUUCCCCAUGUCAGACCUGGAGACCCUGUCACCUAUACACACACCUCAAGGGGUGGCAACUGCUCCAGAGGGCGACACCACCCUUCAUAAAUACAGCACCGCUACACAGCCCGCACCACAAGUUGUCCCACCAGCCUACACAGCCCCUCAGGUCCCCAACAUCCUGGCAUCUGGAGCCAUAAAUCCUACACCUGAACAGAUCUGCCGGCUGCGCAGCGAGCUGGACAUUGUUCGCGGAAACACAAAGGUGAUGUCAGAGAUGUUGACUGAGAUGGUGCCAGGACAAGAAGAUGCUUCAGACUAUGAACUACUACAGGAGCUGAACAGGACCUGCAGAGCCAUGCAGCAGAGGAUAAUGGAGCUCAUCUCUUGUGUUUCCAACGAGGCAGUGACUGAGGAGCUGCUGCACGUCAACGAUGACCUCAAUAACAUCUUCCUACGCUACGAAAGGUAUGAGAGGUUCAGGUCCGGGAGGUCUGCAGCUCAGAGUGUCAACAAUGGGGUGAGUCAAUCAGUCUCUCAGGUCCUGAGUGAGGCUACAGAAGAUAACCUCAUAGACCUCGGCCCUGGCUCCCCUGCGGUGGUCAGCAACAUGCCCAGUGCUGCAGCCCCGACCAGCUUGCCCCCCGCCAUUACAGCCCCGGCAGGGAGGCCCUCCUCCCCGGCCACCCUGGCCUCUCGCCUGGCCGGUCUUGACGUGGGUGCAGACAGUGUGAGCAGCACCUUGAGCACUCUGUCCAGCUGUAAGCCUCCUCUUGCCCAGGAUGACUUUGAUGUGUUUGCUCAAACCAGGACUGGAACUCUGCCUGAGCCGAACAAGACAUCUACAGCCGAAGACAGCAAAGUCCCAGACAGCCUUCCUCCCACUCUGGAAGUGGUACAGCCGACUGCAGGAGCGGGUGUCCGAGGACAGACCUCUGUUAUGGAUGACAUAGAGCAGUGGCUGUGUACUGAUGUGAAAGGAGAUGAAGGUGAAGAAGGCGUGACAAGUGAAGAGUUCGAUAAGUUCCUAGAGGAGAGAGCCAAAGCAGCAGAGAUGGCCCCGAGCCUACCGUCGCCCCCCAGUGGCGAACCAGGAGCAGGGCAGGGGACCCCAAGCCGCAAAAAGCCAGACCGGCCGGAGGACUCUUUGCUCGCCAUGUAGACCCUCCAUCCUCUCAAGCUGCAUCACCCACAAGGAGAGACUGACCUGACACUGAAAACACACCCAUCUCACAACACUGAUCAGUUACACUACAAAGAUUUGUACACACUCUCCGAAACCAAAAAAAAAAAAAAAAAAAGGGAAUCAUUUGUGUUUGGGUUAAUGUAUCACCAGAAAGGGAAGAGAACACACAGAAAAUCUUAUUUUGAUACGCCAACAGAAGAAGAAUCUCCCACACAUGAUGACGUGUGUCAUAGACUUUGAGGCGGCCCUGCUGUCACCUUCCUCUUUAGGUGUGAAGAAUCUCCCUCUGCCUGUUUGGACUGCAGAGCUUCUUGUUGCAGCUAAUCCUUAAAAAAAAAUAAGUUUUAUAAAAGAAGCGACCCGCUGUCCUCGUUAACCGUAGAGAAUCACUUUCUUACCUAAGCCCUUAAAGCAUGCAUCAACACCACGCAACUCUCCCAAUCAUUUACGUUCUCAUGAUUAAAGACAGAAAUAUUAUGUUGUUAUUGUAGGCCGGAUGCGGACCUACGACGAUAUUGUUUUUGGUGUUUGUAUCAAGUCCCUUUGCAAGUCAGUCAGUCAGUCUUGAGUUGAACUGUAAAUCUGUAAAUGACAAAUGUGGAGUUUAUUAGUCAUGUGUAUAUUUAAGCUACAUAAUGUAUGAAAGAGAUGUUGAUUUAAUGCAGAGUAAAAAGAAAAGGGGGAAGAGGGGGGGUUUAUCAUCCAGCUGCUCUGACGAAAGGGGAUGUACCUGAGUGGGCUCACGAGAAAAGGGAACGUCAUUAACUGAAAAAUGAACCGAAUGAGAAGAAGAGAAUGUAGUUUUUUUUUUGCGAUUGGCAUCAUUGCGCACUGCAAACCAACAAAUGUGUUGUCGAUUUCUCUCUGAUUGAACGUGCUGAUUUGUUCAGUGCAAAGAGAUUACGUUGCUGAGAUUUUCUUAGCCUGAAGCUGCUGUCUGACUCAUUUUUGAAGGUAGUUUGUGUGUAACUCCGUCUGCAGAGAAAUACUCUAGUUACUCUUGUUUCAAGCUGGAGGUUUAUCUCUUUCUUUUUUUUUUUUUGCAUAGGUUGCUCUGUAUUAUUUGUGUUCUGCGUUCACAGGACCAAAUCUGUGCUCUCACCUGGAUGUUUGGAGGACAUCUCUUCAUAAUCCGGUUGCUUACGUGCAGCGACGUAAUUAAAAUCACACUACAGAAGCUGUUUUGCACGUUUAGUGCUGUGCAUUGCUCCCGUUUUAUUUGGUCUUUGCUGACCUUUCAACGUGACAUUUUGUUUGCAGAAAUGAGCUGUCUGCAGACACGACAGCAGCGCUACAAAUGAACGCUCCCUUGACAACAUUUAAUGCAACAUGUUCUACAACAAACAACAAGCUGGAAACAAAAAAAAACAAGCACGCACUUUGACGUCAGCGUUACCUUUGGACGUGUGAAGUAGAUCAUUUAACACUAAUGUAAUUAAUGAGGGAAAUAAUGAAGCAGAAGUGUAGAAAUUAUUUAUUUGGAGCUAUUUUUAAUCAUUUUAUUGUAAUAAAGAGAAACAUGAAAUGUGCUGUUCUAAGGGACAGACGCUGUUUGUUUUGAGUGUUUCUGGAUUUUGUUUCGAUGUGUACAUUGCUGCUGGCUAAUGUAUCCUCUUUGUCAUGGUUCUGUUUGUUAGAUAUUCUUGUGUCCACGCAGAGUUUAUAAAGCUGAUUCUUGCUGUAAGAGACUCCCAUUUAUCUCAUGAAGGAUACUGGUUUUUAGUCUUUAUUGCUCUUACUUUAAUGGACUGUAAGCACAUGAAAAAAACAGACGUCAUUAACUUCCUUUCAACACUUUUGACAAGCAUUAACAUUGCACAUUUUAAAAAGGGAAGCCUCCUGUUCCCUCAUUUCAGUGUUGAACGUGUGUGUGUCAGCUGUUCUGUAGCUUUAUAUCAGCUCAUUGAGGAAAAAAAGCAACACGCCUCUAAAUGUGUUUUCUAAAGAAUACAUGUUGUCACUCUCCUGUUUGAUCAUCCUGGUUUAUAUCAGUGACGUGAAACUGAAUCUGAGCGUUCCUGAAUCUCCCAUCAGUUGUCUUUUCUUUUUGCAGGAGAACAAUGUGUUUCCUCGUGCGUCUCUGAAUGAUAUGAAAAGAUGCUGAGAAUGGAGGCUGUGCUGUGCGACUACUACUUUUCCUGAGUUGCCUCAUCUCUCAUUUUUUUUCCUCUGUUUUUUGACUUCUGCAUGAACUCUAAUAAAACACUAGCAGUGUGUCCGCGA